This is a messenger RNA of Rhipicephalus microplus (southern cattle tick), 1724 nucleotides long. It is a transcript of the gene egl, whose product is annotated as Egl_like_exo domain-containing protein. The record is from RefSeq and is a predicted model, not a curated record. Gene Ontology annotation, molecular function: 3'-5' exonuclease activity; nucleic acid binding. Gene Ontology annotation, biological process: nucleobase-containing compound metabolic process. Lineage: Eukaryota; Metazoa; Arthropoda; Arachnida; Ixodida; Ixodidae.
AGCAGCAAGAUGGCGAUUUCUUAAGUAUGUGGUGCGUCGCCAGCUGAUGCGGACUUGCGAAUUCGAAAACCAGAAUCAGGACACAAGAACCCAAGUGAGAAAUUCUCCAAAUUAGUGAGCCUAGGCAAGCCGUUCCCAGUUGGAACCAUGUCCCGUUAGUGCUCUUCCUUCGCUCGCCCGCGAGCGACUCCGAAGAAGCGACGAUGGACAGCAAGGACUACGAUCACACGAAAAACAUGACGCUGAUGUUCUUUCUAGACCGACUGAUGGACAAGGGUCAGCCGCGCACCCUGCACGACCUGUCCUGUCAGUUUGGCACCAAGGGCUUCACCAAGGAGAUGCGCCAGAUCGCUGGCGGCAGCCAGUCGGGGCUGCGCAAGUUUCUGCAGCAGUACCCCUUUCUGUUCACCAUCGAUGGCGACCAGGUGUCGGUGACGAGCUUCGAGGGUGACAGCUCGGGCAACUCGCCGCAGCGUGACUACGUGCAAGAGGCCAUCGACUACUUUCGGGCCAAGCUGGAGCAGUACGGAAACGCCGAGGUGCCCAUUAAGUCGCUGCUCGGCCACCGGUCGCAGGCGACGCCCGAGAUCAGGCACGUCUCCGGCCAGCACGGAAGGGAGUUCCGGGACUUCCUGGCCAAGCAUUCGGAUGUGUUUGUGGUGAAGGAUGAGCACGUGGUGCUACGCAGCGUCCUCCAGAAUGCGGCCCAAGGCGAUGCAGUCAUCAAGGUAGCAGAGGAGGCACCCUUGGACUCUGGGCUACGUGACCAGCUGACUUCUAUCUUUGAGACGUUCCUGCGGUCACGUGGGGGGUCGGCCAGCCUGGACGCUCUGUACGGGCACCUAACCUCGCGCUUCACCCGUGACACCUACUCACGCAUGAUGCAAAGUCCCCAGGACCUGUCUGCAUUCCUGCGCAUGAACACCCAUCGAUUUCAGAUUCAGGCCAGUGUGGUGACGCUGAUUGAGAGGACGCAACCGGAACCCGCCACCGCACCCUCACGUGGCAGCAUCCAGCAGAGGCUCAAGUCGCACAUCCUCAAGGCAGUGGCUGACAACUCGGCUAUGGACCACAAGAUGGCUGGCGUCAACUCGGCACGUGAGCAGGACCAGGCCUUGGGUGAUAUGCUGCGAGGAGUGCGUGUCAUCACCAAGGUGAAGGAGUGUGAGACACUGGUUUCGCGGCUGAGCAGCCAGCACCAGUUGGUAGCCCUUGACACCGAGGGUGUCAACCUUGGUCCACAGGGCCCCUUGACCCUUGUGCAGCUGGCCACCCCUGCAGUCGAGGUGUUCCUCUUCGACGUGCAGUCGGCACCGCAGCUGUUCACUGAAGGACACUUGCGAGACAUCCUGGAGGCUGAGCACAUCACCAAGGUUAUGCAUGACUGCAGGAACGACAGUGCUGCCCUGUUCUUCCAGUUUGGUAUCAAGUUACAAAAUGUUUUUGACACUCAGGCGGCACAUGCAACACUGCAGCAGCAGGACGUGGGUAAACCCGUGCACAAGGUGAAGAACGUCUCGCUGGGUACCUUGUGCACCCUCUAUGGGGGGCCGGUUAAUCCACGUCGAGAUCAAGCCUGCCUCCUCUACAAAAAUUUUGUACAGUAGCCUGCUUAAAGAUGGGACUGUGCUGCAUUUGCCAAGACUGAAAUUUCGCUAUGCAGUUUUUUUAUGAGAAAGAAAUCAAAUAGCACCAUAAUUAAAGAUAAAAUGAAAAUGGCAGAC